Messenger RNA from Monomorium pharaonis (pharaoh ant), 681 nucleotides. RefSeq lists its product as uncharacterized. The transcript has 2 exons. The coding region runs from base 83 to 499 and encodes 138 amino acids. Lineage: Eukaryota; Metazoa; Arthropoda; Insecta; Hymenoptera; Formicidae. The record is from RefSeq and is a predicted model, not a curated record.
UCAACAACACGGUAUAAAUGUCGCUACUCACGCUGCAAUACAAGCAUUUACACUUCGAGCACUAGUAACGCAAGAUUUCAACAUGAAGGUAACAGUGGUGUUCAUGAUUUUGGCUAUCGUGGUGUGCGCUAUGGUCCAGGAAUCCGAACAAAUAUUUUGGCCUUUGAGUGGCUCGGAACCUGACAACGUUGGGCCAGAAUCGGCCGACUCAGGACUGUCGCUACCUGGCUUUGAUGGGCCGCUGUGGGCUGGACAUGGACGCGGGCCACCAUGGGCUGAGCUUAGACAUCAUAGACGGCCUCACCACCCGUCUGAGUUACCACCCUUCCUACCUUUGCCAAAGAACUGCAAAUUAAUCUGUGAUGGUGAGUCGCACACAACGACAGCACCAGAACCAGAAGCAACGACACAAGAAUUAGGAACAACAGAGUCAUACAUAACACCGACAGCCACAGGAACACCAGAAACAUUCCAGACAACAGCCGCAACAGGAAAAUAACAUGAGAUUUCAUUGGAUCCAACUUUAUUUGAAAUGGAAGAACAACAAUGAAAAUUAUUUGAAAAUUUGCAGAUGGAAUCGAUGACACAAUGUUAAAAUUUUUUUUUUAAUGAUAUAGCUGUAGUUGCACAAUUGUAGAAUAGUAUAUUUGAAUAACAAUAAAGAUAUAUCAAACGCUUAAA